GUUUUGACGUCUUAUUUCUGUACACAAUGGAGCUUUCUCUCGCGGAAAUUCGCAAUUUUAUGCUUAAUAAUGGGUGUAAAGUGACUAAUCAUGCUCUGGUGAAGCACUUCAAGGAGUUCCUCACAAAUCCUGAUACUCAAAAUGAAGCGCGGAAGCAGUUCAAGACGUACGUGAACAUUCUCGCGACUAUUCGCACGGAGGACAAGCGCGAUGGCUCGAAUGAGAAGGAGAAAUACUUAAUUCUCAAGCCAAAAUACCUUCAUGAGUGUCCAUCGGAGGACAAUAUUAGUCUGGCCAGUGGCACGCUCAUGAGCCCCGCGUCGCGCUCCAUCUCCUCGGAGAUGGACUUCUCGCCUUCCGGAAGGCAGCCUCCGCCCUAUCGGCCACCGCCGGAUGUCUCUCCCGGCGCCUCAGGCUCGGGAACUCCGGCGAAAGUCGCCGUGCUUGAGCCACAAACCCGCGUGCAGUACAAGGAUUGCAUCAAUGAGUAUCGCACGGCGAUCAUGGCGCUCCAGCGACAGCCCAGCCUCGAGGCUCCGGUGGAGUUGCGCAGGAGCGAGAGUCAGGAGGAUCCGCCACAAGUGCCGCCCAGGAAGCGCUCCAGCGCCGAGAGAUCCUUCUCGAUAGAGAAGUCCAGUAGCGAUGACACUGUGUCGGAGUCCAACAAGGAGAACGUGGCCAUCAUGGAGGAGAUGCUGGAGAUUGCAAAGACAGAGUCAGAGAACAAGAUCAGUGUGAAGGAGGCGACUAAGAAGUUCAAUAAGAUCGCAUCCGAGGAGGAGAAGAUCAUCUCGCCGUCGUCGAAGAAGAAGCCAGAGAAGAUCAUCGACGCCGAGAUAAAUGACCAAGAAGCUUUGGUCUCCGAUCCGAAGGCAAAGGAGUGGCUCGUGAGCGCCGCCAGAUGCAAUUAUCAGGAAUUGUCUAAAUUAGCCUCGGAUAAUCCACGAUUGGUGAAACUUCGGGAGGAGGUGCUGAAAGAGGAAUUGGCGGAGAGAGAAAAAGGAAGAGUGAGUGUGGUGGAGAAAAAGAAGAAGUUCUCCAGGCCACAGGACUCGGAAUUGUGGCCAAGAGAGGCGCAGCCGGGAACAUACAUCAAGACCAUUCUUGUAGUCUUGCACACACAAGGCAAGACGUAUGGCCAGAAGAUGGAUCCGAUGUGCAAUCGUAAAUUACUUGGGGUGCUGUCAUGUUUCGAAGAUGCCCGUGUGUUGGAAACGAAAGGCGAACAAACCACCCCUCAGUGUCGCCAAUCAAAGCCCACACUGACUGUGACUGAGACGUCAGAACUCUACCCAUAUCAUGAGUAUCUUCUCUCCACCAUUCCACCGAAUCUUGCCAUUUGCAUACUUUCCACUCUGAGUUGUGCUGCUGUACGAAUGAAAUUGAUUUUGAGAGGCCCCGAGGAGGCGCCAAAGGAUUGGGAAACACAGUCUGAUGAUGAUGAAUUGAUGGAGAGCGCAGCGAUCCAACAACGUGGCGGCGUCGAGUCCUCGCGGAGUCUGGAGUGGAUCGGAGUGAGAGCGCGAGAGGCUCGCCGGCGAUAUCAGGAGGGAAAAUCAAUCGGAAUUGUCUUCAUGUUCAUGGGGCUAUGUGAGAGAGAGCGUGGAAGGAUGACCGCUCUUCACUGGGCCGCCAAACACGGAAAUGAGAAUGUUGUGAAACUGAUUGCCGGCACUUACAAGGCGAAUGCCAAUGCACAAACGAACGGCGGAUACACGCCACUCCACAUAUCCAUGCAGUUUGGCCGCGAUAACAUCUUCGAACUGCUCCAGAAUGUCUACAAAGUCGAUCGAGAUAUCUUGGAUUGGAGUGGCAAGAAGGCUCUGGACUAUCGUCGUCAGAAGACAGCUGUUUCGGCAUCGACUUACAGCAAAAUCAAGGCAAAGAAAAAGCACACAGAAAGAGAGUCGGGCUUCCUGCGGAUUGGUUCCCUGCGCAAUUUUCUGGGAGUGGGCAGCAGUCAUCAUCAUGGUACACAGAAUCGCAGUCUGAUCCGGAGUAGUGUGCCGUCCAAUAAGUUCGCCACGUCCGCUGAGCGCUUUGACAAACUCCACAAGAGCUGGGGAUCUGCCGACAAUCUUCCUCAUAAUCCCGCAAAUAUGCCGCCGCCGAAGAAUGGCGGCUCUGCGAAGAAGCGUCGCACCAGACGCCAUGCUGACUAUCCUCCCGUCCUGCCCGGCGGUGGCGUGGUGAGCAGCCAGAGCCAGAGCAUGCCUACGACUCCCAAUCAGCCCAGGGCGCCCAUUCACAUCCUCUCAGAACAUCCUCAGGGCAGUUCAAUGGGCGACUCAGACUCGGACUCGGCGUGUGGAUUUGACUCCAACUGGAGUGGCGUCAGACCUACUUAUAUCUAACUAAUUUAUUGUACCUUUUAGUGGCAUUUUGUUGCAUUUACACUUUGCUUACCUUUUAUUCGGCAGAGGGAUUUUUAUCAAUA
Messenger RNA from Phlebotomus argentipes, 2437 nucleotides. RefSeq lists its product as uncharacterized. The transcript is spliced from 16 exons. Gene Ontology annotation, molecular function: protein binding. The coding region runs from base 27 to 2354 and encodes 775 amino acids. The record is from RefSeq and is a predicted model, not a curated record. NCBI's taxonomy places the organism in Eukaryota, Metazoa, Arthropoda, Insecta, Diptera, Psychodidae.